Molecule: messenger RNA, 2782 nt
Organism: Harmonia axyridis
Lineage: Eukaryota; Metazoa; Arthropoda; Insecta; Coleoptera; Coccinellidae
Gene: Tif-IA
Product: RNA polymerase I-specific transcription initiation factor RRN3
Exons: 8
Coding region: 170-1915 (581 amino acids)
Biological process (GO): transcription initiation at RNA polymerase I promoter
Cellular component (GO): nucleus
Molecular function (GO): RNA polymerase I core binding; RNA polymerase I general transcription initiation factor activity
Source: RefSeq, a predicted model, not a curated record
ACUCGUAACACCACAUGCUUUUUAAAUACGUUUCGAUGUAGAGUGUAGACAUAUCUGUGUAGAGUGUAGUGAUAUCUGAGUGGCGGGUUCGAUCGGUGGAAUUUAUUUUGAAUUGUGAAUCCAUAAUAGUGAACAAAAACGAAAUUAUCAUUCAGAAAAAUCUAGAACAAUGUCUUUGUACAGUGGACGUUCAUAUACCCCAUCGAUACUGAAGACGUCUUCUACUAUUCAGGAAAGAAUAAAAGCAACUCCUAAAAGUGCUAGUAAAGUUCGAUUUUCUUUACCUCAUUCACAAAAUGUUCGUAAAAUAUUGCAAGAUUUUGUGAAACACAACAACACUAAGGACUAUCAACACUUAAUAUGCUUAAUUCGUGAUUCGGAACUAACAGAUGAUGAUUUGUGUUCCUUAUUGAAAGAAGCCAAUAAUUGUAUUUCUCUGUUGAACAAUGAUUUAAGACUUUUUACUGAAGUGCUACUCAAAAUACAAUGGGCCAAUCGAAAUAAGGAUUUAGUUAAGGAAUACCAGAUGUUUUUGCUUAACUUAUUGGCAGGGCAUAGUUUUCAUGCCAGUGUAGUGAUAAAUAAUUUGGUUACUCUGUUUCUUCCUUAUCCUACUGAUCUAAUAUGGGAGAAUGGAAAUCCUACUGAAGAAGACAGCAAGAGGUUCUCUAAUGUACAUCAAGUAUUGGAAACUAUAUUAGAAAGACUACCAUUGAGCAAGGAUAUUUUUAUAGAGGCAUUAUACCGUUAUUACCCUUACUUCAAGAGAGGAGUUCAUAUGAAUGAUUGUUAUUUAUAUAAUUUACUUGAGGUAGUAAAAUAUGCACCAAAUCUCAAAUAUGACAUUUUAGAUUUUAUAUUUUCAAAAUUAAUAGCCAUUGAUGUCAAUGUUCCAAGAGAUUUUAUUAAGAAGGUAUACUUAGAAAAUGGCAAAGAUGAACUUUUCAAGGACGAGAAAACUACUACUACUUAUGAUAGUAUUGCAGUUGAGACAUUAGAUGUAUGCUUGAAAAGAAUGUUUAAAUUCAUUCAAAAAGAAUGUCAGAAUUCAGAAACUAAUGAGAUCGAUUCGGAUAAGACUAAAGCCUUUUUUAAGAAUUCACUUGAAAUAUUUGAUCGGGUAAUCCUUCGUACACAUAAUAGUCAUCACACUCAGUUUUGUUGGUUUAUUUUAUUUAAAAUCAAACCUCGGUUAGCAGAGACAUUUAUAGAUCACUUAUGGAAAAAAGUAACAGAUCCAGGAUGUUUCCGCAAUUUAAGGCUGACAUCUGUACAAUACAUAGCUAGUUUAUUGGUUAGAGCAUCUUAUGUGACUUUGAGGUUACUCAGAACUUAUCUUCAAGAAUUCUCAUCUUGGAUCCACUCCUAUAUCGAUGCACAGGAUAGAAUAGAUUCUGUAAACCCAACUCUGAAACAUUCAGUGUUUUACCACAUGUGUCAAGCGUUAUUUUACACCACAUACCUCAGACACAAGGAAUUGACUGAAACUACUAAGGAUAGAGCCUUUCUUCAAAAUCUAAAUUUUUUGAAAAUAAUUUCUUGCCGUUUGAAUCCUUUGAGAGUAUGCCAUCCUGUUGUGGUGAAACAUUUCGCUGAAUUCGCCUCAAAUUACCAGUUAGCCUAUUGUUAUACAAUUAUCAAACAAAAUGCAAGAGCAUUAGUACGAAAAGAACGUCAAAAUCAUGGAGGACUUGGAAUAAGUUUGGCAGACAAUGUAUUAGAGGAUAGCUACCCAUUUGAUCCAUUCGUCCUAAAAUUGAGUUCUGAAGAAAUUACUCCAGUCUAUAUAGUCCACAAAGAAUUUGAUUUGAAUAAAAAAGAGGAUGAAGAUGAAAGUUCAGAUGAGGAUUUAGAUGAGUUUUUAGAUCUGAAGAAUGAACCAAAUAAUAAACGAAUGAAACUCUCAAAUGAUUAAACAAAAAUAAGAUCCUGUAUGUGGGCCGUGCUAUCAGGAUUUCUUGAUUCUGGUUGGGUUUUUUGACUAAGUUAGUCAUUGUUCCCACUAAAUUUCCAUCAGGUUUAGUUUUCUGUGAAAAAACUGAAGUAUAAAAAUCAGAUUGUUAUGAUUUUUUGAGUAUUUAGACUGUAUAUGUGAUAUUUGGAUAUUUUAAUAUGAAUGAAUUUUUGUAAUAUAUAUUUAUAUAUUAUGUAUAUAAUUAUGGUAGGACUGUGAGACCAAAUUGUUACUUAUUUCUCUGUUGGUAUUCAAUUUUCUAAGUAUUUCAUAAAGUAAUUUUUAUUGAGAUGAUUCUAUAUGAUAUAAUUUAUUCGAAUUAUUUUGAAAUCUUAUUAAUAUUAUAAACCCUGAAUUUUCUGAUGCUGUUGAACGAUCGGACCGCAAAAGUCUUCAGAAUUUGCAUUGUGAGCUUAGACAUGUUUCCUAUGGUUUGAUUGGUCAUUUUAGUCUCUAAGUAGGUGAAUACUUAACUGACUGUUCAGUGCAGUUUCUCUUUUAGUCAUUGAUGGAAGAAAGGUUUAUCCCUAAUAUAAUUAAUCGACUUCUUUGUGAUAUACAUUGAAAUAAGUAACAUGUGCUUCACUGACUUAUGCUGUAAAAUGAUUUAUGAAUUGUUGAUAUAUUGUUGAUUUGAGAAAAUUGUAAUAUAUAAUUAAAGACUGAGGGUUCAUUUUGCCUCUGUAAUUAAUAUAUUCAUUUCUUAUAUAAAUUUCUUUUACAAUUUGUUUGAAUUUAUGUAUAAAUAUCAGUUUCAAAAUAUUUUCAAUUGUAUAAAUUACCAAGAUCUGGUAUUGUAUAAUUUGGAAUAAAGAAUAAUUCUCACAA